AUGUCUGCCUUCAAGCGUCGGACGACAACAAAACAGCCGCCACUUCCGGCAGGCACGCGCACCUCUCCAGGCUCAACCGCGACCGUGAUCACGUCGACCGGUAUUCCCUCUCUGGAUGAUAUUCUCGGCGGCGGUCUGCCCCUCUCCUGCUCGCUUUUGGUCCUCGCGCCGGAUGCGCACACGGCGUAUGGAGAACUCGUAGUCAAGUACGCUGCCGCGCAGGGGUUGGCGAGCGGGCAGCGGGUGUGCGUGGUCGAUCCCCGCGCGGACUCCUUCCUAGCCGAGUGCAUGUGGAUGCCGGGAAGCAAUGCACCAAUCCCUACCUCAAGCGUUGCCGCACUAUCGAUCGCCGCGGACGACGAGGAUGAUGAGAGGGCUUCCGAACACGAUACGAAAAUCAAGAUCGCGUGGCGUUAUGAGCAAAUGAAGCAGUUCCAGACCACCGUGCCCAGCUCUAGCCAGUCGACGGACGACUAUUGCCGGACUUUUGAUCUCACAUGUCGGAUACCAGAAGCCAUCGUUGAUGCCGCUCGCAGCGACGGAAGAUUUCUGGAUGUGAGCCCGGACGAAGACGCACCCAAGGAGGCACGGAGGUCGUGCACGACGGUGAUCCGUCGUCUUACGGAGAUGCUUGCUCGAAGCGACUUGGAGACCGAGCCUUUGGCAACACGGAUCUGCAUACCCGCGCUGGGAUCGUAUGAAUGGGGAGACCUGACACCCCAGGAUAUAUGUUAUUUCUUGCAUUCUCUGCGCGCCCUCCUCCGCCGCUAUCCGCGUGCAUGCGCCUCCGUAUGUUUGGCGCCGCAUCUUUGUCAAGAAGCGUACGGCGGCCCUGGAUGGGUGCAGAAACUCGGAUGGCUUACGGACGCUGCCGUCACUUUGGCUGCCUUCAGCUCAAAUCCCUCGCUCACCGCGAUGUUCUCGUCUCAUCAUGGCCUGGUCCACAUACACACCCUCCCCUCACCACACACCCUACUCCCUCCUAGCGACAAGUUCUCAACUCUUCGUGGGCUGUCCUCGUCCGGAGAGAACAACCUCGCAUUCAAGUGCAUGCGCAAGCGCCUCAUCUUCGAAACGCUGCAUCUAGACGUCGAGGGUGGAGUAGGCGAGCGACGCACUACACCAUCCGCUAACGCCAUAGCCAUGGACUCAGGCCUCGCGCAUGACCACACCCACGAGGAGUCAGCCGCGUUCACCAAGGGAAGCACUUCAAUAGCUGCAGUCCAAGUACAGCUAGAACAAACACAAAUAGCGGUCGCCCCUCCGCAGCACGACAUCGCACCACCCACUGAACCGCCUACAAGUAGCUUUAAGAAGGUCAAGGUCAAGAAAAAGGUGGCGUUUCACUCGGAACGGCCCGAUCUGUACGAUUUUUGA
Molecule: messenger RNA, 1377 nt
Organism: Trametes versicolor FP-101664 SS1
Lineage: Eukaryota; Fungi; Basidiomycota; Agaricomycetes; Polyporales; Polyporaceae
Product: PAXNEB-domain-containing protein
Exons: 4
Coding region: 1-1377 (458 amino acids)
Biological process (GO): tRNA wobble uridine modification
Cellular component (GO): cytoplasm; elongator holoenzyme complex; transcription elongation factor complex
Source: RefSeq, a predicted model, not a curated record